Molecule: messenger RNA, 1538 nt
Organism: Fragaria vesca subsp. vesca
Lineage: Eukaryota; Viridiplantae; Streptophyta; Magnoliopsida; Rosales; Rosaceae
Product: syntaxin-71-like
Exons: 9
Coding region: 283-1089 (268 amino acids)
Biological process (GO): vesicle fusion; intracellular protein transport
Cellular component (GO): endomembrane system; SNARE complex; membrane
Molecular function (GO): SNARE binding; SNAP receptor activity
Source: RefSeq, a predicted model, not a curated record
GAUGGCUAGCAGACUAGGAAUGCAAAAUCAUUGUGGGACAAAGAGUACGUUACAGGGGCAUCACACAAGGAGAAGUACACUUGUCAGACUGUCAGAGGCCGGACAGAACAAACCAACGUUAGAAUCUCCGCCGUACCCUUCGGAAUUAGAAUCAGAUUCUCUUGUCCGUUUUUCUUCUUCUUUCUCUUUCUGAGUUUCUGAAGCCAAAACGGUCAGAGCAGCCCCGGUUACACCUUCACACAUACACAGAGACGUCGCCGAAACAAACAGAGCUUUUUAGAGAUGAGUGUGAUCGAUUUGAUCACGAGGGUCGAUACGAUAUGCAAGAAAUACGACAAGUACGACAUCGAUAAGCAAAAGGAACUCAAUAAUAUCUCCGGGGACGAUGCAUUUGCUCAUCUCUACAGCGUCGUUGAGGCCGACCUUGAAGCUGCUCUUCAGAAAUCGGAGACUGCGGCAACUGAGAGGAGCAGGGCUUCUGCUGUUGCUAUGAAUGCGGAAAUUCGACGAACCAAAGCUCGUUUGCUUCAGGAGCUACCAAAAUUGAGAAGACUUGCUCCUAAAAAGGUGAAAGGUCUCUCAAGGGAAGACCUUGAAGCUCGGAGCGAUCUGGUAUCUGUACUACAAGAGAGGAUAGAAGCAAUUCCAGAUGGAUCAACUAGUGGAGCUAAACAAACUGGUGGUUUGACUGAUCCAACUACCUCGUAUGCAGGAAUAAAAAUUGAUACAACUUCAGAUGGGAAAUUUGAUAGUGAGUACCUCCAACAUACUAAGGAGUCGGAUCGCUUUAGAAAUGAAUAUGAAAUGCGAAGAAUAAAACAGGAUCAAGGUUUAGAUGUUAUAGCAGAAGGGUUAGACACAUUGAAACAUAUGGCUGGUGACAUGAAUGAGGAAAUAGAUAGGCAAGUGCCUUUGAUGGAUGAAAUAGAUGAUAAGGUUGAGAGGGCAAAUGCUGACCUUAAGAAUACUAAUGUGAAACUCAAGGAUACCAUAGUCCAGCUGAGGUCCAGCCGGAACUUCUGCAUCGACAUCAUCCUCCUGUGUCUAAUUCUAGGAAUCGCGGCUUAUCUGUACAAUGUGCUGAAGUGACUUUGGUGAUCCAUCAACUAUUCUCCCAAGUUCUGUGCUACAGUGUACCUGUUUAUUCUAUUUUGGUGAUGGUGGAUAAUGGUACACAUACAUAUACCUUUUGUUUGAGUGAUUGCACAGCCAAAACUGCCCAAACCAUUAUCAAUAUUCUGGGGAAUAAAUCAUAAUGUUCAUCCAAGCUUCUGAGUUAGUACAAUAUGGUAACAUUUCCAUGGUGUGUAACCCACCGGCACAUAAGACUGCACUGUCUUCUAAAGCUCUUUAUUGGCUGUAAUCACAUAAUCUAAGUGACAUUUAACCUUUGUCUACUUGAUUUGCGGAACAAGUUUGCCAAGUCAUGCUAUCUCUGUUUGAACUGUGUUUUAAUUCCAACAAGCUAUCAGACCCUUGAAGUCAGUGAAGUCCUAGAAGCUAGUCAUUGAAGUGAUUAUUCUCUCUUUUAUUUUGGC